Messenger RNA from Limulus polyphemus (Atlantic horseshoe crab), 1776 nucleotides. Its product is annotated as papilin-like. Gene Ontology annotation, molecular function: serine-type endopeptidase inhibitor activity. The transcript has 10 exons. Lineage: Eukaryota; Metazoa; Arthropoda; Merostomata; Xiphosura; Limulidae. The coding region runs from base 1 to 1491 and encodes 496 amino acids. The record is from RefSeq and is a predicted model, not a curated record.
AUGGCUGGUGAUACUACUGGUGUUGUAGGUUUAGGUAUGGUUGGUGAUACUAGUGGCGUUGUAGGCGUUGACAUCUGUCAGUUACCCCCAGAACGCGGCCCUUGUCGUGCGUCGUUUCGACGGUAUUAUUACAGCCCAACUCGUCAAAGGUGUCUGUCUUUCGAAUACGGCGGAUGCCAGGGGAACGAAAACAACUUCAGAAGUGAAGAAGAAUGUGAGGCAAGGUGUGAAAAAAGAAAUCCCUACUAUUCUACUGAAGAUCCUAACAUUGGUGGCGACAUCUGUUGGUUACCAAGAGAACAUGGUCCUUGUCGUGAAUCGUUGCAACACUACUACUACAACUCUACUCAACAAAGAUGCUUAUUAUUCAUUUAUGGUGGAUGUCGAGGAAAUGCAAAUAAUUUCAGAUCUCGAGAAGAAUGUGAGGCUAGAUGUGGACAACAAAAACCACCCGCUUCUACUGAAGAUCCUAAUAUUGGAACGCUUAAAUGUAGAGCCGCCUGUCGGUUACCGAGAGAACAUGGUCCAUGUCGUGAUUCCAUACGGCGGUACCAUUACAGUUCAAGCCACCAGAGAUGUUUACCGUUUAUAUAUGGUGGGUGUGGAGGAAAUGCGAACAAUUUUGGUACUCGAGAAGAGUGUGAAACUAGGUGUGGCCAAGAAAAUCCGUAUUAUUCUACAGAAGACCCUAAUAUUGGUGGCGACGUCUGUAGGCUACCGAGGGAACAUGGCCCUUGUCAAGAGUCGUUUCAACGAUAUUACUACAGUCCAAGCCAGCAGCAAUGUUUGUCUUUCAUAUAUGGCGGAUGUGGUGGAAAUAAAAACAAUUUUGUAACUCGAGAAGAAUGCGCGACUAGAUGUGGAGGACAAGAUCGUUACUACACAACUGAAGAUCCUAAUAUUGGACAUCGUAACUACGUGUGUAGCCGAACCAAAGAAAAAGGACCGUGUGAAGGAACCCAUCAUCGGUACUACUUCAGUCCGACAUACCAGAGGUGUCAUAAGUUCGUUUACAGUGGGUGCGGAGGCAACGAAAACAACUUUGAGUCUCUUUUAGACUGCGAGAGGUACUGUGGAGGAACCACAGGUCGUCCCGAGAUUUCAGGCCCUGACUUUUGCAAUCUUCCCUAUGAGCGAGGAACGUGUUUAGGCAUAUUCUACCACUUCUAUUUUGACCCUGACGAAAAGAGGUGUCUGACGUUUGAAUACAGUGGAUGUGGUGGAAAUAAAAACAAUUUCUACACUCUUGAUGACUGCAGAAGGGUGUGUCUGAGAAGUGAUCCACCCGAGGAAGGUUAUUUUGCUGUUCCAGUAUUUUGUUCACUACCACAAGAUGCAGGUUUCUGCACUGGCAACUUCACUCGUUACUACUACGACACCUCUCGGCAAGGAUGUGAAUCUUUUAUUUAUGGCGGUUGCGGAGGAAAUGAGAACAACUUUAAGACUCGAGAGUUGUGCGAGAACACGUGUGAACCUACACCAGUUGCUUGAAGUAGCAGCAUACAAGAACGAAAUUGAAGAUUGUUCAAGUUGUUUCUUGUUCGUAGGCCGUUAAAUUUCACUAAUAUAUAAAACAUUUCAUUAAUAAACUGCUUGUUUCACUAAAUACUAAAACUUUCAAAAUAAUACAGAAAUGCUAUUAUGUAACACAUUCAUAUUGGUAAUAACAUAUUUGCUACAGUACAAUUUUUUUGACGUAUUUUUAUUUUUAAUAUACAUUUCUUUGUAGGCAUUUAUUGUGUUCGUACUUUUGGUGUCAAAGAAUAAAAAUGCAAU